GAAGUUCUAAUGUCAAAGAUUAGUACUUACGAAGAUGAAAUAAAUGAAUAUCAUUUAUUCUUCAAUAAUUCUUCCGUUACUAAGGUUUUCGUUCUCGAUCUUCGCGGAAAAUCUUCUACAAAGAAACUCCAACAAGAAAAGAACAUAGCAAAACAAAAAUUUUCAGAAAGAAUGACGCGAUAUACUUUAGAUAAUCCUAUACAUGAGGAUUGA
This is a messenger RNA of Funneliformis mosseae, 213 nucleotides long. The record is from the annotation of a GenBank genome assembly. Lineage: Eukaryota; Fungi; Glomeromycota; Glomeromycetes; Glomerales; Glomeraceae.